Messenger RNA from Pseudonaja textilis, 945 nucleotides. RefSeq names its product olfactory receptor 2A12-like. Gene Ontology annotation, biological process: G protein-coupled receptor signaling pathway. Gene Ontology annotation, molecular function: olfactory receptor activity; G protein-coupled receptor activity. The record is from RefSeq and is a predicted model, not a curated record. Lineage: Eukaryota; Metazoa; Chordata; Lepidosauria; Squamata; Elapidae. Gene Ontology annotation, cellular component: membrane.
GAAGAAAUGGCGAAUCAAACAACAGUGACAGAAUUUUUCCUCUUGGGUCUUGCCAGUGAACCAAAGUUACGUUUUGUUCUCUUUGGGAUGUUUGUGAUUGUCUACAGCAUCACACUAAUGGGCAAUGUGAUCAUCCUAAUGUUAAUUUGGCUGGAUUCUCAACUCCACACCCCCAUGUACUUCUUCUUAAGUAACCUCUCCUUUGUAGACAUCUGGUAUAUAACUAGUAUCAUUCCUCAGUUAUUAGCCAACCUGUGGAUCCCAAAGAAGACCAUUUCAUUUGCUGGUUGUGGUGUUCAGAUCUACUUUUUCUUUGGCCUGGCCAUUACUGAGUGUGUCCUUCUUGCAGUCAUGGCCUAUGAUCGCUUUGUGGCCAUAUGUUACCCUCUGCACUAUACCCUCAUGAUGAACCAGAAAGUCUGCAUCAAGUUGGUGUUAGCAGCCUGGCUCUUUGGCUUCCUCCUUGCAAUGGUGCAUGUAGUCAAUACUCUCCAAAUGCCUUACUGUGGUCCAAAUGUCAUUAACCACUUUUACUGUGACAUCCUGGUUCUGCUGAAACUUGUGUGUGCUGACACCCAUCUCAAUGAAAUGAUUGUGUUUGUGAUUGCUGUCCUCAUUCUUUUGUGUCCCUUUUCCUUUAUACUGAUCACAUAUGUCCACAUUCUAAUAACCAUCUUGAAGAUUCACUCCACACAAGGCCGGCGUAAAGCUUUCUCUACAUGUGUCUCCCACAUCACUGUGGUGGUAUUGUUUUACGGAAGUGCUAUGUUCAUGUACAUGAGACCUGGCUCAAGCCAUUCACCAAACCAGGAUAAAAUGGUCUCCUUGUUCUAUAGCAUUGUCACACCCAUGUUUAACCCUAUGAUUUACAGUCUCAGGAACAAGGAAGUGAAAGGGGCCUUGGUGAAAGUGUUGCAGAGAUGCAAUGUCUGUCAUAGGACUUAA